AUGACCCAACUCCGUCUAAGAUCGGUAGUUAAGCCGCUCACCCUCCUUCUGUCUGUAUUACCUGCACCGCCCGGUGUUCACAUUCCUAAACAAGGAGCUGUAGCUUCUCAAAGCACUGUUUGCAGUGAUAUCGGCAUUCAGCUACUCAAAGAUGGAGGAAAUGCCGUCGACGCCCUAGUGGGCACGGUCUUUUGCGUCGGCGUCAUUGGAAUGUAUCACAGUGGCAUUGGUGGUGGUGGCUUCUUGUUGCUGAGGACGAGUGAUGGUACAUACGAGUUUGUCGAUAUGCGUGAGACAGCUCCGGCUGCUGCGUUUCAAGACAUGUACAAAGAUAACGAGGACCUGAGCAUUUACGGCGGCCUUGCAAGCGGUGUUCCUGGUGAGCUUCGAGGCACCGAAUAUGUCCACAAUAAGUAUGGCGCACUGCCAUGGGCCCAUGUCAUCAAGCCUUCAAUCGAUGUUGCUAGAAAUGGGUUCAAGGUGACGGAAGACUUGAUCAAUACCUUUAAGCAGACAACACCCAACAACUUCCUCACGGAAGAUCCAGCAUGGGCCAUUGACUUUGCUCCCAAGGGACGCCUUGUCAGGCUGGGCGAGACCAUGACUCGGAAACGAUAUGCUGAUACACUAGAGGCGAUUGCCAACCACGGCGCUGAUGCAUUUUACACUGGUCCUAUCGCUAAUGCUACUAUCCGCGCUUUAAAAGCAGCUGGAGGAAUCAUGACUCUGGAAGAUCUGAAGAACUACACCGUUGCCAUCAGAGAACCCUUACAUAUCAAUUAUCGUGGUUACAAGCUCACAAGCACAAGUGCCCCGUCAAGUGGUGCCGUGGCACUCAGCGCUCUCAAUACCGUCAGUGGAUAUUCGGGAUUUAACGAUCCUGCUCAAGUGAAUUUGACCACACAUCGACUAGAUGAAGCUAUUCGGUUCGCAUACGGCCAGCGCACCGAACUUGGAGAUCCGUCUUUUGUUGACGGCAUUGACAAGUACACAAAAGAAAUGAUUGCCCCCGCAACUGGAGCCGAGAUUCGCUCCAAGAUCUCAGACUUCAAGGCGCAAAAUCUCUCCUACUAUGACCCCAAGGGCUUGGAAUCCCUUGAAACUCCUGGCACAUCUCACAUUGUUGCUGCAGAUGCCAGUGGAAUGGCUGUUUCCAUGACCACAACAAUCAACUUGCUCUUUGGAUCCACACUGAUUAUUCCGGAGACUGGUGUCAUCAUGAACAACGAAAUGAACGACUUUAGUAUUCCAGGAGUUAGCAACAGUUUUGGUUACAUUCCCAGCCCGGCAAACUACAUUCGACCUGGCAAGCGCCCAUUAUCUUCUAUUUCCCCUAUUAUUGCGGAGACAGCAGAAAAAAAGUUGUAUUUCGCGCUCGGCGCCGCCGGCGGCAGCCGAAUUAUCACCGCCAACAUCCAGAACACGAUUCACGUUCUUGACUUCAAUAUGACUACUUCUGAAGCAUUGGCUCAACCAAGACUCCAUGAUCAACUAGUACCAUUGAUGACGACCUUUGAGUAUACAUAUGAUAACCGAACGGUAGCGUUCAUGAAAUCACUUGGUCACAAUGUCACUUGGGUUGCACCGGGACAAAGCGCCGCGCAAGCCGUAAGAAUGCUGCCGAAUGGAACUUUUGAGGCAGCUGGAGAACCUAGACAGAAAACAUCUGGUGGUUUUGCCAUUUAAAUGCAAAGCAAUAAACCAUGUAUAAUCGCUAGGUUGGUUGAGCGGUGCAUCAUGCUCUAAUUCUCUAGUAGAGAGGGGGCCCUGGCGGAACCACAGUUAGCUCUCUGAAUACGUAAUAGAAUAUAUUUUAUAUAAAC
Messenger RNA from Trichoderma virens Gv29-8, 1823 nucleotides. RefSeq lists its product as uncharacterized. Gene Ontology annotation, biological process: glutathione catabolic process. The record is from RefSeq and is a predicted model, not a curated record. The transcript has 3 exons. Lineage: Eukaryota; Fungi; Ascomycota; Sordariomycetes; Hypocreales; Hypocreaceae. Gene Ontology annotation, cellular component: plasma membrane. Gene Ontology annotation, molecular function: glutathione gamma-glutamate hydrolase. The coding region runs from base 1 to 1686 and encodes 561 amino acids.